GCAAAGCCCAUCCCCAAAUAUGAAGUCUCGUGGGUGCGCAAUGGAACACAUUCUUUCAUUCAAAGCUCGCCGUCGCUGCAGCCUUUUCACGUCGCCGCCGGUCGAAAGUGCACUGUCGGGUUUCUUCUUUCAUCGUCUGCUUGUUCUGCUUCACACACCCGUUGUCUCGCGCCCGGAGUUGUGAAAGUUUCUCGGCUCUGAUGUCGCAAUAAGCACGAGUGCGAAAUCGCAGACCCGCCUGGCAAAAGAUACAGACGCCCUCAGAACAGCUCCUUAUCUUGUCUGACUUUCAGCACGUCUUUCCUCACGCUGGUCGAGUUUCUGUCUCGCACUUCGGCCGCAUACAUUUCAUUCCGACCUUCCUUUCCGCGCUUGCAUAACAUCAUCAAGCGUAAAGAAGUCUUGUCCUUUUAUCGAGCUUCCGCCUCGUCGCUGCCGGGUUGGUAAAGGAACGUUUUCUUACCACCGAUUCGCACGAUCCGGCCAUUCGAUCGCAGCCCAUCGGCAAGUCUUUCGCCCAAGCUGAGGACUGCUGAAUGAUCCUAUUCGAGGAGAUCUAGCGAAAGUCCUCGUGCUGUUCAGUUCUACUUGCGACCAUGUCGGCGACAACAGGUUUGCCCUAUGUGCCGCUCGUGCCAUAUCCGUCCGGCAGCGCGCCUGCUACCGGUGGUGACUCAGAGACACAGAAUCUGAGCGCUUACUACGAAACCGGAAACAUUGCCUGGAUGAUAACGUCCACUGCACUCGUGUUGCUCAUGAUUCCGGGCGUAGGGUUUUUCUAUUCCGGUCUUGCUAGAAGAAAAUCGGCCUUGUCAUUGCUAUGGCUGUCGGUCAUGGGCACGGCUGUCGUCUCGUUCCAAUGGUUCUUCUGGGGAUAUUCAUUAGCUUUCUCGCAUCAGGCUGGCAACUACAUCGGAGCCCUGGACAAUUUUGGAUUCAUGAACGUGCUUGGAGCUCCCUCGGUAGGCAGCUCAAACAUCCCAGAUCUUCUCUUUGCUGUCUACCAGGGCAUGUUUGCCGCUAUCACCGUUGUCCUUGCCAUCGGCGCUGUGGCAGAACGCGGUAGAAUGCUUCCGGCUCUUAUCUACAUGUUUGUAUGGUCUACAAUCGUCUAUGACCCGAUUGCCUGCUGGACGUGGAACCCCAGUGGCUGGGUUUACCAGAUGGGCGGCCUUGACUUUGCCGGCGGCACUCCAGUGCAUAUUUCGUCAGGCUGUGCCGCGCUGGCCUACUCGUACAUGCUCGGAAAGAGAAGGGGUCAUGGCACCCAAGAACUGAACUACAGACCGCACAAUGUCACUCACAUUGUGAUCGGUACCGUGUUCCUUUGGGUCGGUUGGUUUGGUUUCAACGCUGGUUCAGCUCUAGGUGCCAACCUUCGCUCCGUCAUGGCCGCUGUCGUUACCCAUCUCGCCGCUUGCACGGGCGGCAUCACUUGGUGCUUGGUGGACUACCGUCUGGAGCGCAAGUGGUCCACUGUCGGAUUUUGCUCCGGCGUCAUCGCAGGCCUGGUCGCCAUCACACCAGGCUCUGGUUAUGUGCCGGCUUGGUCCGCGAUCAUUUUCGGCGUCGUUGGCGGCGCGGCGUGCAACUAUGCCACAAAGCUCAAGUACUUCCUGCGAUGUGACGACGCACUGGACAUUUUCGCAGUCCACGGCGUCGGCGGUUUCGUAGGCAACAUUUUGACCGCCUUCUUCGCAGCCAAGUACAUCAUCCACCUGGACGGUGUGAGCGACCUUCCAGGUGGUUGGCUCGAGCACCACUGGAUCCAGCUUGCGUACCAGCUAGCUGAUUCUGUCUCGGGCGGUGCAUACUCUUUCGGUGGGACCUGCAUCAUUCUGGCGGUUCUUGACUUCCUCGGCAAGUAUAUGCCAAUCUUCAAGCUACGCGCCUCAGAGGAAGAAGAAAUCCUCGGCAUCGACGACGUGGAAAUUGGCGAGUUCGCUUACGACUACGUCGAACUUGCCCGCGAAGUCAAGACCAUGGACGACGACGACGAAAGAUCAGCAGGUGAUGGUGGCUACGAUGGCGAGCCGAAAUCCUACGACUCGAGCCGCCCUUUAGACCCGCUCGGGCCAUGAAGUCAGGGUAUCUAGAGCUGAGAGAUUCGAAUGCUCAGGGAAUCUCUACUCGAACGGCUCCUCCUGACCCGUGACCCGAGCAUGGCGAUCGCGAGCUGUUGUCCGCGCCUUUUCUGUAUUCCCGCGUUUUGUCGAGUAACGCACCGACCGUCUCGGUCAACCCUUCAGGGUACGAGCGCAUAUACAUACCCAAUCUCAAACAUAUAUACAUAUAUUUUAUACAUGAUCAUCGUCACUAUCACCACCAACAGCAUUUACCACUGACAACGAUCACCGCCAUCAAGAUCGGAAUAAAAAAAGGAGAGAAAAGCUGCGCCGCGCGGCGUUGGAUCCCGGAAAUGUUUUCAAAAGAAAAGAAAGAGAGCUUCUUGUCCCUUAUAUGUAUGUGUCUAUAGUAUGCGCGGCGGCGAUGUUCCCUCACCACCCACGGUCCUACCUGGUCCCAGGGUCUAAUAUGUUUUAUUUUCCUGCACUCGGGAUACCAACCCGAUCUCUUUAACUAUCUCGGGAUGGGCUCCGGGAAUUAGAGGCGAGAAUAAGGAGGCUUCUCUGUGUACAGACU
Messenger RNA from Verruconis gallopava, 2643 nucleotides. RefSeq lists its product as uncharacterized. NCBI's taxonomy places the organism in Eukaryota, Fungi, Ascomycota, Dothideomycetes, Venturiales, Sympoventuriaceae. The transcript has 5 exons. Gene Ontology annotation, cellular component: plasma membrane. Gene Ontology annotation, biological process: ammonium transmembrane transport. Bases 597 to 2081 code for a protein of 494 amino acids. The record is from RefSeq and is a predicted model, not a curated record. Gene Ontology annotation, molecular function: ammonium channel activity.